Paramisgurnus dabryanus is the source of this 4161-nucleotide messenger RNA. NCBI's taxonomy places the organism in Eukaryota, Metazoa, Chordata, Actinopteri, Cypriniformes, Cobitidae. The record is from RefSeq and is a predicted model, not a curated record.
AGAGCUCGCGUGUGAUGUGUUUGUGUAUCCUCAGUGUUUUUCUCUCUUGAGUGUUUUAUUGAGUGUAAACAGAGUCUUGUCUCUGUGUAUUUUAGUGUUGAUGAUGAGAUGGAUGUGAUGUGCUGUAAAUCAGGAACUGAUCAGGGCUUACAGGAUGAGGAAUCUACUGAUCAAACCUCCACAGAGUCUCUGGAUUCUGUCUGGAACGCUGGAGAACAGCAGCAGAUCCUGCAGACCAAACUCAAGAUGUCUUCAGUCAAACCCAUCGACUGCAGAAACCUCAUGAUGAAGAUCAAAACUGAACCUGAACCUACAGAAGUAAAAACUGAACUGACAAAAGUUAAAACUGAACAUAAAGAAGUAAAAACUGAACAUACAGAAGUAAAAACUGAACCUAUAGCAGAUGAAUAUGAAGACAAACAUAACGAUGCUCAUGAUUGUAUUCUGUCAGAUAAGAAUAGUGAUUCAAGUUUUGAUGGAGAAAUAAUGUCCACAACAUCUAAAGAGCGAUGGACAGCACAAACUCUUUCCUGCAUCACAGGUGAAGAGACAUUGAGCUCCCAGAGACAUUUAGAGAGAAAACAUACAGAACAGAAACUCUUCACCUGCAGGAGUUGUAAAAUCAGCUUUACUACCUUACAAGAGAAGAAACUUCAUUCAGAAGAGUACAAAGAAAAGAAGUGCUUUCACUGUCAGCAGGGUUUAAAGGAUUUUUCUACCACAACAACAACAACUAAAAUAAACGUCGACAUGAGGAAACACAGUCAUGAAAAGCCUUUCCACUGCACUGAAUGUGGCAAACACUUCACCACCAAACAUAAUCUUAAUAUUCAUCAGAGAAUUCACAAAGGAGAAAAACCACAUGAGUGUCCUCACUGUGAGAUGAGAUUCAGACACAAACCUCAUCUGAAGGCACAUGUGAUUUUACACACCAAAGAGAGGCCGUAUCAGUGCAGUGAAUGUGGAAAAACAUUUAGGCAAGCAAGUACAUUAAAAUCACACCAGAAUAUUCACACUCAAGAGAAACGCUAUCAAUGUUCACACUGUGAUAAAAGUUUCGGUCAGAAAUCUCAGCUGAUAGUCCAUCAGAGAUCUUACACUGGAAAGAAACCUUACGUCUGUAGUGUUUGUGCCAAGAGUUUCAGUGAACGUUCCACUUUAUUGACACACCAAAGAACUCAUACAGGUGAAAAACCUUACAAAUGCUCUAAGUGUGAAAAGAUGUUUACUCAUUUAGGUAACUUAAAUUCCCAUCAGAGAGUUCAUACUGGAGAAAAACCUUACGUCUGCUAUCAGUGUGGUAAGAGCUUCUUUGAUCAAGCUUCUUUGAACUGUCAUCAGAGAACUCAUACAGGUGAAAAACCUUACAAAUGCUCUCAUUGUGAGAAGACGUUUGCUCAGUCAGGUCACUUAAAAGCCCAUCAGAGACUUCAUACUGGAGAGAAACCUUACGUCUGCUCGAUCUGUGGAGAGAGAUUCACUAAUGCAGGACCUUUCAAGACUCAUCAGAAGAAACACACUGAAGAACAAACUGAUGUUUGAAAAAGACUUUGUCUCCUUUUUCACCCCUGAUUGCACCCCUGUGAACAAAACCACAAGCUAUAUACAUACGGACAUACAGUGAUGGACCACAAAAAGAAAAUGGAUCCUCCAGAGGACUAUCUGCUCCUCCACCUUAAGCAAAUAUGAUGCUGAGUUUAUGGGGACGAUGCCAUACUAAAUGCAGGCUUUCGGAUAGGGCUGGAUGAUCAUUAAAGGUCAAGUUUUUUCUGCUCCCAUUUUUUUAAACCCUAGUUAGUGUGUAAUGUUGCGAACGGCCGGUUUUGUCUACAGCCCUCUACUUCCCGCUUUAAUGACGUUACUAGAACAGUUUUUUGACUAAACCCUGCCCACAGGAAUACAUCAUUCGCCAGUUACACUUCGCAGUGCGAGGGAUUAUAGGCGUGUCGUUAUAUUUGCGCUGCCUACUGCUGUGACAUCAUACAAGUGAGAGUGUCGUUGUACAUUCCCUUACAUUUAUUUAUUUCUCAGUCUGCCACAAAAUUAAAAUUGGCCACCACAAAUAGAUGCUUGCACAUCGCGUUUAUCACUACCUCUGUUUUUGGGAACUUAUAGCAGAGCACAGAUGACAACAUGUUUGCUCGAGACGGCACAAGCUAGCACGAAGGUAAAGCUAAUCUUUUAUAUUAUAGUGAUGAUGACGCUAGUAGGGACUGCUCUCAGACCAAUCAGUGUUCUGCAGUGUUUUCGCGGCAUGUUUUGGUAUCAGCUCAGGUCGCUUGGAACCCCAACUGAAGUGGUACUAUAAAAAGUAUCGGGUACUACGUACUGCACUCAGUUGAAAAGCUCCCAAAAGUAAGCAGACCUAAUCCACACAGGGGGGGGACUUUGCAAUGGAAAAGCCCCAUAAGUAAACACUUGUACCUCUGUGAUUUUCGCACGUAACAGAGUUUUUCUCUUUUUGGCAUUUCUUUUUUCAGAAGAGAGGUAUUUUUUUACUAACAGCUGCUUUACUUUGGUUAAGGAGGGAUAAGAACCCAGCUAACAGAGAAAAGUUCUAAGAACGUUUCCUUGAAAGUUCCCAACGUUCCCAAAAAUGUUCUGGCAACAUGAAAAGUGUCCAGUUUUUUAAGCUUUCUAAGAACAUUUCUGGGUUGUCUGAACAUUAGAGGAAUGUUACAUUCUACAAUUUUCGAAUGUUGAGACGACGUCAUGUUUUAAUGUUCACACAUUUAAAACAACUGUUUUCUAGAUUUAUAUUUUUUCUUAUGUAAAUGAUAACGAAAUAUUAAAUUUUAUUAUUUUAAAACCGUUAUAAAUGUUCUCUAAAAAUAUUGUUGUAUAAAACACAAUUGACUUAAUAUUUUCAGAUGUUGAUGUUUUCAUUUAAAGUCACCAUUAUGGUGAUCAGUCUUUGUUUUAGGACUGGACUUUUGACCUGUGUAAUUUUACUUGCUAGUUUUUCCCCAGUUGCAUUAACUUUGUGUGUAUGAAACACAUUUGUUGUGUUAAUGUAAAGUAAAUGAUCAUCAUCUAAUAAAUUGAUUCAGUCACUCAUCACAAGUUUCUUUUUUGGCAAAAUAAGAUCCAGCACUUACAGCAGUUUGUCAUCUAUAUUAGUUAACUACAUUAGUUAACAUGAACUAAUAAUGAACUGCACGUAUACAGCAUUUAUUAAUCUUUGUUAAUGUUAAUUUCAACAAUUACUAAUACUUUAUUACAAUCUUGUUAACUUUAGUUAAAGCACUGUGAACUAACAUAAACAAACAAUUAAAAGCUUUAUUUCAAAGAUUAAUAAAUACUACAACAAAUGUAUUGCUCAUGGUUUGUUCAUGUAAGGUAAUACAUUAACUAAUGAACCUUAUUGUAAAGUGUUACCAAAUCCUUAAUAACAAACUGCUGUGAGAAUUGACAGAAAAUAAACUUUUGAUGAGUGAGAAAUCAAUUAAUUUGAUGAUGAUCUUUACCAUUAUGUACCAACCACCACAGAAUUUCACUAUUAACUUUACAUUACCAUAACAAAUGUGUUUUAUAAACAUAACGUUAAUGCAUCCAGGGAAAAACUAGCAAGCUAAAAGUCAAGGGGCAAAAUAAGACAAAGCCUGAUCACUUUAAAUGACUUUAAAUGAAACAAAACAUAAUCUAGUCUAAUAACAUAGUCUAAUAAGUCAAUUGUGGUUUCUACAGCAACAUUUUUACCAAACAUUUAGAAAUAAUGUUUUAUAAGUGUUUAAAAUAAUAAAAUGCAACGUUUUGCCAUCAUUUACAUAACAAGCAACAACAGUUUUUUACUAUAUACACCAAGUAUUAUAUACUAGGGCAAUAUGAGCAAAAAAAUCAUAUUCUUUUUUUAUUUAGGAAUGACAGUAUCUGAUAUAUAUAGCCGAAAUAUUACUGCCCAUACUGGUGAAAUUAUUAAAUCUAUAAAAUUUAGGGCUGGGACAAUUAAUCGUGCAAAUGCGCAUUUUCUCAAUGAAUGAAUUUAAAUGAAUUACGUUGAAAUGCCGCCACAUCCAAAAGCCAGGAGGCGCAGAAACUCUAUUUGUGCCACAGAAGUAGUAACAUUACAAACACUAUUCAAAUGUCUAGAAGCAUAUUAAUAUUGCUGUUCUUUAAAUAGUUUCAGGUAUUUUCAUGAUAAUAAACAAUAUUUUGAAUGAC